AUGAGGUUUUGUGUUGCAAUUGAUGCCGUCAUUCUUCUCCUCGCCCGCGAGGGCAGCACCACCGGUUCUAGUCGACUUCGGAAAACUACAAACACCAUCACCAGUGCUCGUGCCAGUACUAAUGAUGGGCUCGCCACUACCCCCGCAACACCGACAGCAGCAGCUCCAGCAAUGCAGAAGCAUCGGUCUAUCUUGAAGAAGUCCAAAACAGUGGCUGCAGCAGAAGGAUCGUCACAGCCGGCAGAACCCCGGAGGAGUUUCGUCUCUUUUACUAGGUCCUCAAGAGCCUCAACCAUCAGUGUAGCUAGUACAGCUACCAUCACUGCUAAAGAUAAGAAUAAGAAUAGUGCAGACUCAAACACGAAACUCCAGCGAUCAGAGUCAUGGAAGCGCCGCUUCGGGCUCAACAACAUCCUGACGCGCGGGGGUUCAUCGACUGGCGGUGGAAAAAAUAGAACUAGCACAACCACCAGCACCACGGCCACCACCACAGGCACCACUUUGUCCUCCGCCUCCGGUAGCACUACUGGAACAACUUCCACUACUACCACGCAGGGGAACGUUUCGAUUGGCGAUGAGAGCCGGCACCAAUCGGCUGGGGUUGGCGGGUCUGUUGGCGUUCCAGUGGCCCAGGGACAGAUCCACCACCUGCACCCCUCGAGUAAUCGCUCGUCUUCUUCUUCAGCCCGCGCUGCCGUCACACAAACCUCUUCUUCUUUAUCUGUUGUGGAGAGAUUGUCGAAACCACGUCAGAGUCAGACGACUACUAGUAUAUUGAAGAGGACCCCUUCCCCUUCUUCUCUUGCUGUUGCCUCUCCUACUGCCUCCUCCCGUACUACCGCCGCUUCUUCAUCCUCGUCGAGACUGCCGUUCGGAAGUGCAAGAAGGUCCACCACGACUGCGACAAAUAAUAAUAAUAGUAAUAAAAAAAGCCCGUCAAGACUUGUCGUGCACGGUAAAGGCGCACUACUACCGCCUGUUGUUGCUGCACCGCCAUUGGAAUUCUCGUUGCCUUUGUUGGAUACGGGGGUUAUAGAUCUUGCUCCUACUCCGACUACCACAGUUCAGGAUAUCACAGUUCAGGAUAAUCUAAUUCGUCGGGAUACUGCAAUUCGUCGGGAUACUGCAAUUCGUCGGGAUACUGCAAUUCGUCGUGAUACUACCACCGUUCAAGAUACUACACUUCAAGAUACUCUAACUCGUCGGGAUACUGCAAUUCGUCGGGAUACCACAGUUCUGAAUACUGCUCAGAAAGAAAUAGUUCAGAACACAACGGUCCAGAAUCCUACAGUCCAGACGCAGCAGAAAGUAGAAGAAGAAGAAGAGGAGAAAAAGAAGAAAAAUAGCACGUCAUCGGAACCACUGCCCGCUGCAACAUAUCCAAGUGAAGAAGAAGAAAUGCCAACAGCCACCACUACUGUUACCCGCCACCACGACCAUGAUGACAAGAACAAUGCCGCCCAUUAUCCCCGACACGCUCACCGUUGA
This is a messenger RNA of Morchella importuna, 1488 nucleotides long. RefSeq lists its product as uncharacterized. The record is from RefSeq and is a predicted model, not a curated record. The coding region runs from base 1 to 1488 and encodes 495 amino acids. The transcript has a single exon. NCBI's taxonomy places the organism in Eukaryota, Fungi, Ascomycota, Pezizomycetes, Pezizales, Morchellaceae.